CCUUGAUUGAUUGAAGCAAUAGUCAGAAAGACAGAAGCAAAGUCAGACAGCGUUCAAGAAACACAGUCGUUGCGGGAAUCGUAAGCAUGGACAAGGUGCUCGCCUUCUCCAUCCUGAGCGCAUCACCGGCCGACAUCACCCCGGGCGCGGUCGCCGGCAGCAGUUGGGCUCGGCUCUCCUGGCGGGGGAGGAAGCUGCAGAAGGACGACCAGGCUAGAGCUGGGCAACAAAGAAAACAGGGCCGUCUGCCGAGGAAAAUAGAGCAGCGGCCGGGCAAGGGGAAAUCACAGUCGCCCUCGCCGACGCGGCUGCGGUUCGCGCCGGAGUUCGAUGGGAUUGACUGCUUCGACACCAUCGUGUGCCAUUAAUCGGUGCAUCGCGAGCCACGGGUGUGACCAUUAAUUCUUUCUUGGUUUGAUCGCCAGAUGAUCGGUGUGUUCACUCCAUACGUUGUUGACUUGUGCUUCUAACUGAAGCCACAUGUUGUGUACAGAAUACAGAGUGAAUUGUAGAGACUUGUGUCCGUCGUGUUCUUCAUAUGGGAGCUAUUUGUCCGUGAUUCUUUGGAUAAACUUUUGCUGUCUACAUAGCUAAGGAAGAAAUUGCUGCUGGCGUAGUUAAGGUCAAACGUGGUAGGGUUGUUCAAACAAACAAAUCUAGAACUGUACACGUGUCAAUUGCAUGUCCCUCGCACAAUUACCCGAUCGUCUUUAUUAUCCAAAGGUGAAGUUGGUCAUGAACGACAUGUACAAGCAUACUGUUCAUUCUGGUGGUCCCACUGAUUGGUCACGAGUAUUUUUGUACAUCGCGUUGGCCAGCCAGACUGAGACUGCAACCGUGCAACGGACAAGGAGAAGCUGCUGAAGGAACUAG
This is a messenger RNA of Triticum dicoccoides, 873 nucleotides long. RefSeq lists its product as uncharacterized. NCBI's taxonomy places the organism in Eukaryota, Viridiplantae, Streptophyta, Magnoliopsida, Poales, Poaceae. Bases 87 to 368 code for a protein of 93 amino acids. The record is from RefSeq and is a predicted model, not a curated record. The transcript has a single exon.